Messenger RNA from Drosophila hydei, 2077 nucleotides. It is a transcript of the gene Daao1, whose product is annotated as D-aspartate oxidase. The transcript has 4 exons. Bases 232 to 1239 code for a protein of 335 amino acids. NCBI's taxonomy places the organism in Eukaryota, Metazoa, Arthropoda, Insecta, Diptera, Drosophilidae. The record is from RefSeq and is a predicted model, not a curated record. Gene Ontology annotation, molecular function: FAD binding; D-amino-acid oxidase activity.
GAUAUGAUUCUAUUUUAUGUUAUUUAAUACAAAAGCAAAUGCUCACUGCCCACAGUGGCGGCUAAAAUAAUGGACAUAGCUGUAAUCUGACUGAUAUCAGGUGUUGCGAUUUAUUCGACACUGAUAAAGCAUCUAAGAAUUAUUAAAUACACGAGCAGCACUUGUUCAACUGCUCAGUAAGUGGUUUGCAUUACUUUCGGGCAUAUCAACAGCAACGGCAACUUGACAACAAUGCAUUUCGGCGUAUUGGGCAGCGGCAUUAUUGGUCUAACCAGCGCAUUGGAGCUGCAGCAGCAGUUUCCCACGGCGCAGGUGUCGAUCAUAGCGGACCGCUUCAAUGAAGACACCGUCAGCUAUGUGGCUGCGGGCAUCUUUCGCCCGGGCACCAGUUUCAUGGGCCCCACCCAGGAGAUUACCCAGCAAUGGAUGAGGGAUGCAUUUAACUACUGGGAUGAGCUGCGGCGCUCCCCGGAAUCAGCCCUAGCUGGCGUCUGUCAACUGUCCGGCUACAUAUACUCACGCACCACGCCUUCCAUAGUGCGGAAUCACUUUAUAGAGCAGCUGCUGCCCGUUUACCGACGCGCCACAGAGGAGGAGCUGAGGCUCUGCCACGGCGGCUGGAAGUAUGGCUCCUUCUUUACCACCUGCCUGACAGAGAGUCGUCUCUUCCUGCCCUAUGCCACCAAGAAAUUCCUGUCGAACGGCGGUCGAGUGUUGCGUCAGCAUGUGAGCAACUUGCUCGACGUACCGCAGGACAUUGACGUGUUGCUCAACUGCACCGGCAUGGGCGCCAAGGAGCUGUGCAAUGAUCAACAUUUGGUGCCGAUUCGUGGACAGGUACUGAAGGUGCGUGCACCCUGGAUAAAGACGGCUUUCUACGGUGACCUCGACACCUAUGUGUUGCCCGGUUUUGAGACGGUGACGCUGGGUGGUUGCAGACAGUACGACAGCUACAACACCGAGUGGUGCAAGUACGAUAGCAUGGCUAUAAAGGAGCGUUGCUAUGAUCUGCUGCCCAGCUUGAAGAAGGCGGAAAUUGUACGCGAGUGCGUUGGCCUACGUCCGCACCGCUCGGUGGUGCGUGUGGAGCCGGAGCUGCUGACAAAUGCUCAGGGUCGUCGCCUGAAGGUGGUGCACAAUUAUGGGCACGGCGGCUAUGGAGUAACCACUGCACCGGGCACAGCUAAAUAUGCGGUGCAAGUGGUGCGCGACGUGCUUGCGGGCAAUAGCAAACUGUAGCCUGAUUUCUAUUAUAUUGUUGACUUGUUGUUAAUUAAAAUGUUCAUAUGUGCAAUUCGCGAUUUAUACAAACUUUAACCUCCACAAACACGAAUUUUGAUUGCAUUUGGCUCAAUAAAUUAAUCAAAAUGCGAGCUGGCUAUGAAGACAUAAAUCAAUUACAAUUUUUGAGAUAAGAUUAAAUAAAAAUAAAAACAAUAUUCAAAUGUCGCGCGCUAUGCGGUGCCUAUCGAUAUGCAUGAGCAGUGUUGGCUAACGUUUGCGGCUCGGCACACAAUGCGCAAAUGCGCCGCAUGAAUGGAAAGCUCGACAGCUUUCGCUCGCCCACACAAAUAACCCAUCAGGCAUCGAUUUUCACCACUGGAGCAGAAAGAAACAGCAGCUGGGACGAUUGAAACAGUUCAAAUGAUGAAAACGUAUACAAAACGCUUAUAUUCGCCGCGAUAGUCAAUUCGCCGCACACACUCAAACAGACACAUGCGUAGCUGCAGGAAAAUUUGUGCUUCAUUCGUGGUCCUGUAACGACGUGUACAACAGAGCGACAGCAAAUUCUAACGGAGCACACAGGAAAAAAAGGUGAAAAUCAGUUGAGAAAAAAGAAGCACUUUACCUGGCGCCUGCAACUAAAUGAAUAAUUCACUUGUAUCGGGCGAGACGAACGCGCGUAAAACGCUGAAUAAUUGAUUGAAUAAUCGCAAUCGUAAACAAAAAAGCGCAAAAAUUUCUAACAGCAGGCAGUCAGCCAUCAGUGGUAACACGAGCCCAGUGCCAAGGCUAAAUUUUACCCGUGCUGCACGCCACAGACCCUAAGCCAGUACCACAAAAAAAAAAAAAAAAA